UUAUAAUUUAAAUUUAUUGCAUAAAGGCUGAGAGGGGUAUUCUUAUAUUUCAACUUUCACCGAUACCAAUUUCACUUUUCUAAACCUAAUUUUAUCUCAUUGAUCUUGCGCUCUGCAUUUCAAUUUUCUAUGGCGUAUUCCCCCAAACCUAGGAAGGCCAAGUCUCGCAGCAGAAUCCAACAACAACUCACAACAACAAAGAAGCCGAGCAGAAAGCAAAUCGCACCAGCAAAGAAGCCUAGCAGAAAGCAACAGCAUGUCGCACCAGAUUUGAUUAGUGUUUUGUCCGAUUGUCUUAUCAUUCACAUACUGUCUUUUUUGGAUGCAAGAUAUGCCGUUCGAACCUGCAUUUUGUCCAAAAGAUGGAUCAAUCUUUGGAAGACACUUCCCACCAUUGUCAUAUUAAAUUUUCCCAAUUUUGAUGACCGGAAAUAUGAGCGAUUUGUAUAUCAGAUUUUGUCACUACGUGAUGAUUCUACUGAUAUUCACACUCUUCAACUUCACCCUGCUUUUAUGGAAAAGCGAAGCAUCUCAUUAGUGUCUAGGAUAUUGAAAUAUGCUUUUUCACACAAUGUCCGAUCCUUACUACUUGACUUCGAAACCCUUAAGCCUAAUUCUUUUUCUUUUUCAAGUUCUACUCUAAAAUCCCUCAAACUUACCUGUGGUGAUUUUGUUUUUGGUGUCAAUACUGAAUUUCCAAAUUCUCUUCAUUUUCCAGCAUUAACCACCCUAUCUCUAAGCUACUUUACUUUUACUUCCAAUCAUGAUGGUUGUGCUGAACCAUUUUCCACUUUUAAUAUGUUGACUACGUUGAUCAUCAACCAAUGUGUAGUCUUGAAUGAAAAAAACCUUUGCAUAUCAAAUACUAGACUUGAAAGUUUAUCUAUAACUAUGCAUCGCCAUAAUUAUCCCGGAACUUUAUUCAAAAUCGAGUUAUGUGCUCCAAAUCUUCAUACCUUCUCUUAUAUUGGUAAUCAUAUUUCAAAACUUGUUGGUAGCAAGAGUAUUUUCUCAUCUAUCAAACAAUUAAUUAUUAAUGUCAGGUGUUUUGAUAUGUAUGUGGGGUACUCGCCAAUUAUAUGCAAUUGGUUGGAUGAAAUUUCUAAUAUUGAAUCAUUGACCCUUGAUACAUAUACUCUUGAGGUUCUUUCCUGUUUUCCUGAUUUUCUCAAGCUUGAGCCACCUUCCCUUUUAAACUUAAAGUCACUCAAAAUAGAAACAUAUCGCCUUUCCGAUGUAUCUGAAUUUGACAGAACCGUGGACUUUUUGCUUCAAAAUUCACCCUCGGCAAAGGUUGAAAUCAUUAUCGUAGAAAAAUGGAGCAAAAUGUAGAGAUGAUCAAAGCCUUUGGAAAGUUACUGUAUUUUUUAAUACAAAAUGAGAUAUUAAAAUUUUUUUGUCCAAAAGAUGUAUCAGUCUUAAGAAGGAAAACUUACACUUAUUACAUUGAGGAUGCUUCUCAUUUAUUUGAAAUUUUCAAUUUUGAAUGAUUUGCUUAUACCAUUGACUAGCUUAUCCUAUAUUAUGUAUUAUGUUAACAUAAUGCAACACAUGCUUACAUUAUUUCUAACAAAUUGAUACUUGAUUUCAAUGGUUUUUUUUCUUCUUUUUCUUUCCAUAAGACAUGUAGUUCUUUGGGAGAUUACUUGUUGAUUUAUCAUCUACUAUUAAUAGGGUGGAGAUUGUUCUAACAAAACCAGUUUGUGGGGUGGAGAUUGUUCUCACUUAUAAGUAUAUGUUAAUGUCAUAUAUUAUCGGAUGUGAAACUUUUAACACUUUCAUUUCAUAGUUGCUUUAUGUGAUGUGUAGAUAAUUAUUAGGUCUUCUAGUAAUUUUCAGACCUUUUCAUGGUUGCUAAGAUUGUUUGAUUCACAACUUUCACAUAUAUAUUCCAUAUUCAAUUGUGCGCGUGGAAUAUCCAAUAUGUUUUUGAAACUUGUCAAUCCUCGUGUUCGAGGUUCUUGGAACUUAUUCCAGGUCAUAGAGUCUUAUUAAACUUCAAGAGCGUAUCUUUCAACAUAAAACUCCUUUUAAAGAUAUACAUUGAAAAAUGAAUAUUUGA
Molecule: messenger RNA, 2062 nt
Organism: Vicia villosa (hairy vetch)
Lineage: Eukaryota; Viridiplantae; Streptophyta; Magnoliopsida; Fabales; Fabaceae
Product: putative F-box/LRR-repeat protein At3g18150
Exons: 5
Coding region: 130-1332 (400 amino acids)
Molecular function (GO): protein binding
Source: RefSeq, a predicted model, not a curated record